CUAGUAUCUGGACCCAUGUUCUUAUUAAUUUAUAAGAUCAAUAGCCUGCGAAUUCAAUAGCAAAUGAACCCAAUUGAUGAAUUUGGGAGAUGGAGCUAAUUAGUUUUUUGCUAAUUGUGGGGUUCCUGUUGGUGUCUCUGGUUUCAGUUCUGUUGAUUUUGCAGUCAUGGAGUUCUACCCGGAAAGCAAUGGAGAGAAUUCCCGGGAGCUUAGGUUGGCCGAUUGUGGGAGAAAGCUUCUCUUUUCUUGCUGAGUUUUCGAGUCCGUCUGGAAUUUACAACUUCAUGAGCCAAAGACAGCGCAAGUAUGGGAAGAUUUUUAAGAGUUAUGUACUGGGGAGAUACACAGUGUUCAUGACAGGGAGAGAAGCAAGCAAAAUCUUGUUAACUGGCAAAGACGGGUUAGUGAGUUUAAACCUCUUUUAUACUGGGAAGCAGGUCUUGGGACCAACCAGCUUGCUCCAAACCACUGGAGAACCACACAAGCGACUCAGACGUUUGAUUGCAGAGCCACUCUCCAUUGAUGGCUUAAAGAAAUACUUUGACUUUAUCAAUAGACUUGCCAUUGAUACUCUAGAUCAUUGGUCUGGCCGAACUGUUCUGGCCCUUGAAGAAGCCUCUACAUUCACUCUCAAAGUGAUAGGCAACAUGAUAAUGAGCUUGGAGCCAACUGGCGAAGAGCAGGAAAAGUUUCGUGCCAAUUUCAAACUGAUUUCUUCCUCCUUUGCAUCAUUGCCAUUUAAGUUCCCAGGAACUGCUUUUUAUCGCGGUAUUGAGGCUCGGGAUAGGAUGUAUGCCAUGUUAGAUUCAGUGAUUUCCAGGAGGAGAAAUGGAGAAGAUUUCCAACAAGAUUUUCUGGAAUCUCUGAUAAUGAAGCACAGCAGGGGUGCAAACAUUAAUGGAGAAGACAAUGAAGACAAACUCACCGAUGAACAGCUCAAGGACAAUAUAUUAACUUUGUUGGUUGCAGGCCAUGAUACAACCACUGCUGCUCUUACAUGGCUGAUAAAAUUUGUUGAAGAAAACCCAUCUGUCUUGGAAAAACUAAGAGAGGAACACCUAGAAAUUCAAUCAAACAGAAAAGAUGGAGGGAGUCUCACAUGGGCUGAAGUUAAUAAUAUGCCUUAUACUGCAAAAGUAAUCAGUGAAACUCUUAGAAGAGCCACCAUAUUGCCUUGGUUUUCAAGAAAAGCAGUUCAGGAUUUUGAGAUGGAUGGGUGCAAAAUCAAGAAAGGUUGGUCAGUCAACUUGGAUGUAGUUUCAAUACACCAUGACCCAGAAGUCUUCCCUGAUCCGGAAAAGUUUGAACCUUCCAGAUUUGAUGCACCGGUAAAGCCUUUCAGUUUUCUUGGGUUUGGCAGCGGACCAAGAAUGUGCCCUGGAAUCAAUCUUGCAAAAAUAGAGAUUUCCAUUUUCAUUCAUCAUCUUGUCUGCAGAUACAAGUGGAGACCUCUGUCGAAAGACGACACCAUCCAUCCAACCCUAGUAAGAAUGCCAAAGAGCAAGUACCCCAUCGUGGUUGAUCCUCUGUAGAAGAGAGACAGAGAGAGAGAGAGAAACGAGAAGCAACAGCUACAUCAA
Messenger RNA from Carica papaya (papaya), 1580 nucleotides. RefSeq names its product abscisic acid 8'-hydroxylase 3-like. NCBI's taxonomy places the organism in Eukaryota, Viridiplantae, Streptophyta, Magnoliopsida, Brassicales, Caricaceae. Gene Ontology annotation, biological process: brassinosteroid homeostasis; brassinosteroid biosynthetic process; multicellular organism development. Gene Ontology annotation, molecular function: heme binding; monooxygenase activity; iron ion binding. The record is from RefSeq and is a predicted model, not a curated record.